Molecule: messenger RNA, 1509 nt
Organism: Symbiodinium pilosum
Lineage: Eukaryota; Dinophyceae; Suessiales; Symbiodiniaceae
Source: the annotation of a GenBank genome assembly
AUGUGCUUCUCCAUAAUUGGGGUAACAACACCCCAUGCCAGGCAUCGAUCCAACUUGGCUGCAGGCUGCCACCGUGGUUGGAGGGUGAGGAACAUCGCUGGUCCAGCAGGAAGCCAGACUGACCUCACCUUCUUCAAUAACUCAGCCCAUGCAAGUGGAUUCGGGUGGCACUUGAAGCCGCCCCACGCCCCACCCACCUUGAAUGUCUUCCAAAACUUCACAGCUUUCCGAUGCUCCACGGGCAUGUUCUACUACGGCACUGGCAACAUCUUCCACGAUGAUCACAGGUUCAUUGAGUGUGGGACCGGCCAUUUCAUGAAUCACUUGAGCAAUGGACCACACACAGCUCCGUUCUAUCACAAUCUGGUAUUGGUGGGCAACAUUGCAGAAAACCCGACUUUCUCGAAGGGGGGAGUGGGCAUCAGGGGGCCCAAGGACAAUGAAUAUUUCUACGUCUCUGGAUUGACAGUGAUCAACUAUUUCACGUCAGCUCCUCUGCAUGGUUGCUUCGAGACGACCUGCACAAUGCGAUACGAACGCAUCCGAUGGUUCAAUUCUUCCAGACGUACAUUCAGCUAUGAUGGUCAGUCUGGCAUCUUCUGGGACAUGGAUGGAACCCUCACAGGCUACCCAAAUGGUUUCGUCUCUCUGAACUACGAGUACAACCAUUUCCCGGGAAUUUGCAGUGUUGUCGAUGAGCAUGUGAACGGAGUCAUGUGCGGUGCUUCGGAUGGUUCGGUGCGGAUGCGCCGGUUGCUAGUCAAUGAGCAACAGCCUUGGCAGCUGGACGGCAAGGACAUGAACGUUCAAACGUCCGCCGGAUUCGACCGUGUGAAGUAUGAUACGAAGAAGCUGAGUGGUUGGCCGGUAGUUAUAGUGGAGAACCAAACCUUUGACAUGCGUGUGGAUGAUCCGAACGAUUUCCAAGAGUUGGCCUUUACGUACUCCGUGCGCCCGUACGUGUUUGAGGCGCUGGGCUACAUCUACAACCAGACAACUCCCAUGGAUGAAGCCAUCAUUGUUCACGUGAAUUUCACGGACUGGCGGGAUCACUAUGAUGCCAGCGAUUCCAGAGCGCUCCUGCCUCAGGUGGUGCCCAGCUCGGGUCGGCUGGUACAGGGAGGUGCUGAUGCUGUCCGAUGUUUCUACAAAGAGCCUGGUGCCAUCAUUGUCAACUGCGCCCGGCGCACGGGCUCUGCGAGUGUGGAAGUAAGAGGUGAUGUGGAAAUCUAUUGGCUGCCAAUGACAGAGGCCAAUAUGCAAGAGGCAUGCAGCGGCUACUUGAAGGACUACGGGCAGACCUUGUUGGAUGCUUUGCAGAAGGGCAAAACCGUGGCAGUGCACUGCCAGGAAGGUGUCCACCGCUCCUUGGAGUUUGCCAAGCAGCUGCACUUACUGGCGACAUCGACUUCUGGUGACAAGGGGUCGGACGAGCCAGGCCCCCGUCUCGCCCCCCUGGCAGAAAUUGCCGAGGCUGGCGGAGAAUGCAGUGAUGACGACGGCAGCUGA